AAUCAUAUGCGGCGGCUACCAUUUUGUUGUUUUCUUUCGGGAGGAAAUAGGACAGUUUGUUCGUCUCAAGAGAACUUGCAAGGCUUCCUCAUCAUCAUGGCUAGUACGCGGUCUGGAAAAGAAGAGAGUAUCAGGUAUGUGAAGGGAGACCUUUUUACCUCUCCUGGAACAGAUUCAUUGGCUCACUGCAUCAGUGAAGAUUGCCACAUGAGUGCAGGCAUAGCUGCCAUUUUUAAGAAUAAGUUUGGUGGUGUUCAGGAACUCUUGAACCAACGAAAAACAACUGGGGAGGUUGCUGUUCUGAAGAGGGAGAACCGUUAUGUGUACUAUCUGAUUACAAAAAAUAAAUACUUUCACAAGCCUACAUAUGACAAUCUGCGGAACAGUUUAGAAGCUAUGAAAAUCCAUUGCCUGAAGAAUGGUGUAACUUGCAUUUCUAUGCCCAAGAUUGGGUGUGGACUUGAUCGCCUGGAUUGGAGUAAAGUUUCAUUAAUGCUUGAAGAAAUAUUUGAAGAUACAAAUAUUAAAAUCACAGUUUAUACACUUUAAGUCAUUCUUGAGACAGGGUUUCAUUUUUCCAUUUGUUGUAAUUUUGUGUUUGUAACUGAUUUGGUAUAAGAUGGUGGGCUGUUCAUAACUAUGUUUUCUUCCA
Molecule: messenger RNA, 652 nt
Organism: Gekko japonicus
Lineage: Eukaryota; Metazoa; Chordata; Lepidosauria; Squamata; Gekkonidae
Gene: OARD1
Product: O-acyl-ADP-ribose deacylase 1
Exons: 6
Coding region: 7-549 (180 amino acids)
Biological process (GO): peptidyl-glutamate ADP-deribosylation
Source: RefSeq, a predicted model, not a curated record